Messenger RNA from Camponotus floridanus (Florida carpenter ant), 1799 nucleotides. It is a transcript of the gene ohgt, whose product is annotated as protein cereblon. Bases 197 to 1510 code for a protein of 437 amino acids. The transcript has 8 exons. The record is from RefSeq and is a predicted model, not a curated record. NCBI's taxonomy places the organism in Eukaryota, Metazoa, Arthropoda, Insecta, Hymenoptera, Formicidae.
UAUAUUUCUCCAAUACACACCUGCCUCUUCCCUGACGUCAAAGAAGGAUACAUGUACAAUUUGCUUAUAUUCGAAUCGAACGGAUAAUUUAAUAAGUAAUAAUGGAUAUUGACGAGGAUUAUGACAGUGAGGAGAGUGAUUUCGACGAGCGUUCUACAGUAGAUUAUAGCUUAAUCUAUGACAUAUAGAUACAAAAAUGACAUUGACGCAACUGUGCGUAAGACUGUUCAAGUGCCCAAUAUUGAAGUUAAACUGCUUUGCAGAAGUUUAUCCACAUAGUAGUCCAGACGAGGAUUUUGAAAGUUCGUCAGAUGUAAGCACGCUCGAACUAGAUCUACCAGGUCACAGACGAUACGUAGAGCCCAAUAUGGAGGAUAUACCGGUGCCUACGGAAAACACAUUCGAUGUAACAUUACCAGCGACACAUUCUUAUUUAGGACAAAACUUAGAAGAAGUAAGAGGAAGAACAAUAUUGGAUGAUGGCAUUUAUAUGAAUCUACCAUUAUUGAUAAAACAAUCUGUAUUAUUUCCUGGUCAAACAUUACCUAUGACAGUUUUUGGCGCACAGACUAUAGAUAUGUUGCAAAAUUGUAUACAAAACGAUCGUACUUUUGGUGUUGUGUGUUAUGGUCAUCCUGAGAUGGAGCAAAUAGGAACAACUGCUGAGAUCUAUGAAUACACAGAUGGAGGUAUAUGGAUGGAUCACGGCCGACGAGAAUUUCGCUUGAAAGCUAAAGGCAGACAGCGCUUUAAGAUAUUACGUAUUAUUACACAGGAUCACAAUAAAAUUUCGGCCAAUGUUAAAGUGCUACCAGAGAUAACACUUGGGCCACCAUUUUUAAACCAACGUUUGGCCUCAUUAGAUCGCUUGAGAAUUUUUUCUAAUUCUGAAGAAGAUAUGAAAAAACAAGAGAGAGUAGAGAACUUGGAUGCUGCGGUGACUGCUUGGCCAGCUUGGGUUUAUAGACAGUACGAUCCCAUAAGACUCUCCUUUAGAAUACGUCAGCAUUUACAGUUUCUUGAAACUAGAGGUGGUAGUAUACCUAAAGACCCUAUAGAUUUAUCCUUCUGGGUUGCACAAAAUAUUCUAAUGGAUCAUGAAGAGAGACUCAUGUUAUUAAGUUACGAUUGCGCGAUUUCUCGAUUACAAAGAGAAUUAAAGUAUCUUAUGGAGGAUAAAAUCUACGUGUGCGUUAAUUGUGAAUCCUUUAUCGGAAGACAAUCGCACAUGUUUCCGAUGAAUAAGGAAGGUCCGCAGGGUACUUAUGUCAAUCCCGGUGGCGUUAUACACGAAACUAUAACUUUUUAUCAUGUUCAAGGAGUUAUGCUCAGUGAUGCAGCCCCUUCCACGGAAUACAGUUGGUUUCCGGGAUACGCUUGGACAAUAGCUAUUUGUAAAGGUUGUCAUCAUCACGUCGGUUGGAAAUUUACAGCAGUGAAUAAUAGUUUAAGACCCAAAACAUUUUGGGGCCUGACACGCAGGAGUUUGAAGAAUAAAAAGAAGAAAUAAAGAUAUAUGUUUAAUGUAUGUUGGGUGUCAUAAAUGUUUUUAUAAUUUAUUAGAUGAACGUGUACUUUUGAAAAAUGUACAAUAAUUCUCAAUCAAUUUCCGUUAUUUUAAGAUUUCUUCUCAAUUUAUAAUUUUAUUUUAAUAGCACAUAAACAGAAUGAGAAUGACUAUUUUGUUUCAUUUUUUUUAUUCUAAUGUAUCGUAACCAUGUGACAAAUACGAUUAAUAGAAGAGCAAUGCAAAAGUGAAAAUUGAGAAAAUCUUAUUUAGAAUAGAGAAAAAUCUAAAA